This is a messenger RNA of Anarrhichthys ocellatus (wolf-eel), 945 nucleotides long. Its product is annotated as protein spinster homolog 1-like. Gene Ontology annotation, cellular component: membrane. Lineage: Eukaryota; Metazoa; Chordata; Actinopteri; Perciformes; Anarhichadidae. The annotation marks the transcript as partial. The transcript has 4 exons. Gene Ontology annotation, molecular function: transporter activity. The record is from RefSeq and is a predicted model, not a curated record.
CCAGAGACGUAUACGCCGUCUCUACGUCACUCCUCAGUCCAGCGAGAGACAUCACGACUACGUCCACUUCUACACUCUGUGGUCCUGACGCUGUGUUUCUCCUCCCACAGUCUGAUCUUCGGGGCGAUCACCUGCGUGUCAGGUGUGCUGGGCGUGGCCAGCGGCGUGCAGCUGAGUCGGCGUCUGAGGACGAGGACGGACCGAGCCGACCCGCUGGUCUGCGCCGCCGGGCUGCUCCUCUCGGCUCCCUUCCUCUACCUCGCCAUCUUCUUCGCUCAGGCCAGCACCAUCGCCACAUACGCCUUCAUCUUCCUCGGAGAGACCUUCCUCUCCAUGAACUGGGCCAUCGUGGCUGAUAUACUGCUGUACGUCGUUCCUCCGACUCGUCGCUCCACAGCCGAAGCGUUUCAGAUCGUCAUCUCACAUCUACUGGGAGACGCAGGGAGCCCGUACCUGAUAGGAGUGCUGUCGGACUCUCUGAGGAAGACGGACUCGUUCUUGUGGCAGUUCCGCUCCCUGCAGCUCUCUCUGCUGCUCUGCUCCUUCGUGGCCGUGAUCGGAGGAGGCUUCUUCCUCGCCACCGCCCUCUUCAUCAAGGGAGACCGCGAUCGGGCCGAGAGCCACGCCCCCACAGGUGAGACCGGCACAGCGUUACCGCUCAGCAGGAAUCUGUGAUAACUGUCAGAAUCAUCAGGUGUUCAUGUUUACGACGGUCCUUGAACACAUCAUGUGUGACGAACACUUCCAUCAGAAAAAUCAGCCAAAACAAAUUCUCCAUGUUCUCAUCAUAAAUGUCUCCUCUAAUAAAGCGUUCACUUUAACCAGACUGUGUAAAACAUUAAAUUGUGAAACUAUGACGUCAUGAUUGAUUCAUCUGAGACCAACAGUCAUGUGACAACAAAUCAGAGACACUAAGGGUGCAUUCCAAGUCUCUUAAUUGUCGUU